Messenger RNA from Rhineura floridana, 2335 nucleotides. It is a transcript of the gene RHBDD3, whose product is annotated as rhomboid domain containing 3. The transcript is spliced from 6 exons. Gene Ontology annotation, molecular function: serine-type endopeptidase activity; protein binding. The record is from RefSeq and is a predicted model, not a curated record. Gene Ontology annotation, cellular component: membrane. Bases 481 to 1674 code for a protein of 397 amino acids. NCBI's taxonomy places the organism in Eukaryota, Metazoa, Chordata, Lepidosauria, Squamata, Rhineuridae.
GCCUCCGAAGCGGGCCCUCAGCACAGCCAAAACGGCCGUGUCCAAAAUGGCUGCACGUUGCUCCUCUCCAAGCCGAUGCAGCCGCAGCCGCAGCCGCUUCUUGGAGGGAUGCAGCAGCCAUUCUUUGAGCUCGGGCAAAGGAACGUAGGAGGUCACCCCCUACUUUUCUCUCCAAGCCCUGCUGGUGCCCUGCGGGGGGGGCAUUGCAAGCCCUGGACCCUCUGAGAGGCUGCCAAGCCAACGGGCGGAGAACGGAAGCGGGGAAGGCAAGAGAGCGGGCUGCUUCCUUUCCUGCAGCCGCGAGAGGUGCUGGGUUGCCGCUCCGCCUGGGAGCAAAAAAUCGUCAGGAUUGGAGCAGAUCGAGUAUGCAGGCUGCGCUUUAACACGGUUGUUAAAGGUGCAGGGAUCCUCUCUCCCCCUUCGCAUUUGGCCUCCCUAGUUAUUUUACUUGGGGUCUCCAAAAAGAAUUGCAGUGGGGGCAUGCCGAUCAAGAGGAUUUUAACAAGGCGGUGGGGGUUGCCGGAGCCUCCCUUUGCUUCUGCCACCCUCAUGGUGCUUCUGUGCCUAUUCUGGUUGAUGGGCGUAGGGGAAAGCUUAGCUUUAACUCCCACCCUCCUGCUCACCAGCCCCUUUCAAGCCUAUCGCCUCCUGACCUACUGCCUGUACCCCACAGAAGCCCCCCUCUUCUUCUUCAGCCUGCUCCUCUUCCCACUGCUGGGCUGGCGUCAGGAGCUGCACUGGGGCACGCUGCGUUACCUCCAUGCUUUGGCGCUUGGCGCCAUCAUCUCAGCCCUGCUGUACCUCCUCCUAACUGGGCUGGCGGGAGCUCAGCCCGGCUCUGCUGUCGGCGGCUACACACCUGUGCACCUGGCCUUGCUGGGAUGGCACCAAAGACACCAGAGGCAGGUGGGUUCCUGGAGGUGCACUUUUCUGGCUCUGCAGGCCGGGCUACUGCUUGGGGUGACCCAGAUGCUGUCCCCCAAUUCUCCAUUCCUCCUGCAUCUGAGUGGGCUGCUGACUGGCUUGGCCUUCUGGGCUGGGACCUUCUCCCCGUUGGAACUGUCAGAGAGACGCCUGGAAAGGCUGCACGAGGGGGUCAUCUGCAGAAUCCUAAGGGUGAGAGGCCCUUUCCUCCACUUUGUCCGAUCCCCAGCCUCUGAGAUCCUGCCAACCUCUGACCCAGCAGCCAGAAGGGAAAGGAUUCCUCUUUCUCCAGAGUUCCAUGCCCAGACGCUCUUUCCGAGGGAUUUUCCCACUGAGCCGCUCCCUUCAGCUUCGCCACCUGCCUUUUACUGGAGUGAAAAAAGGGUAGGGCUGGGACAAGAAUGUAGGCUCUUACUUGCAUCCAGUCCCCUGCCCCCCUUCUCUGCUCAUGGUGGGGCUUCAGACGUUCCUUUCUCGACUCUCCGGGAACCCCUGACAGAUGAAGAGCUGCUGCAAGCUGGUAUCCAAGCUUCUCUGCAGGACAUGACAGAGGAAGAGGUGAAACUUUCCAAAUCUUCAGUUUCUUCUCUCCGGCUUCAGCAGCUCCAGAAAAUGGGCUUCCCGACUGAGCAAGCAGUGGUGGCCCUGGCAGCCUCAGGCCACGUAGAGGGCGCAGUUUCCCUGCUGAUCGGAGGCCACGUGGGAGACAAAGCCAUGGUGACAGCGGACAGCCGAUCAGCCCAUCGCUAAUGGUGUCCCUCAGGCACUGGUCAGCGAGUGAAACAAGAGUUGCAAGCCAGCCCCCGGAUUUCUGACAGUGCUAAAGUGUCUGGGUGGAAAACUGGCCACGCACUGUGGAAUGCGCAGUGGUUCGUCAUGGAUUUGACCGGUGAAGAGCAAAACUGGAAGACAGACAAGGCAGAUAGUCGAACCUGGCACUUCAGUUUACUAUGGGAAGUUUGCCAUAAGGCACACCUGGGCUGGCUCAACAUAAGGGAAAGGAGGCAUCUGCUGUGGGCUGUCAAUGUCCGGUCAAUUGGGAAAUCCCUCGCCUUCUUCCACCACACCCUAGAGAACCGUGGAAAAAAACAGAAUCAGAGGUGUGGUGGCAAUUGUGGGGCUGCCCCCCCCACUCCAUAGUUUUUUCUGACUGCAGUUCUUUCCCCAUCAAGGGUGUUUGUCCGUACAUACCAUCUCACUUGUUCAAUAAAUGUGCGAGGAGGUUGUGGAAACACUUGUGUGGACCUCAGCUGCAACCCACGUCCAAGCCCUCUGCAGCCACACAUCAGGCGUGGGAAAGGGGCACCUCUGGAAUGGCAAGCUCCAUCCUUCGCCCACCGGGGGAGCAUAACGCGGUCCUCAUUCCAGGAUUCAGAGGCUUGGCACAAAGCGUUAAUAGCUCAUGAGCUGG